Molecule: messenger RNA, 729 nt
Organism: Mangifera indica (mango)
Lineage: Eukaryota; Viridiplantae; Streptophyta; Magnoliopsida; Sapindales; Anacardiaceae
Product: early nodulin-like protein 1
Exons: 2
Coding region: 7-516 (169 amino acids)
Cellular component (GO): plasma membrane
Molecular function (GO): electron transfer activity
Source: RefSeq, a predicted model, not a curated record
CCAAUCAUGGCUCAUUUCUGCAUCAACUCUGUCAAUGUAAUGUUUCUCUUGCUUACCAUCUUCUCUUCUCUUCAUUACCUCUCAUCUUCCCUCGAGUUUCAAGUCGGCGGCACCGAAGGCUGGGUUGUCCCUCCUGCCAAUGACACCAAAGUUUACAAUGUCUGGGCCUCAGAGAACAGAUUUCAAGUUGGUGACAUUAUCUUUUUCAAGUACAAGAAGGACUCAGUCAUGGAAGUGACAGAGAAAGAGUACAAUAAGUGCAACUCAACACGUCCCAAGUUCUUCUCAAACACUGGCGACUCAGCCUUCAGGCUUGACCACUCGGGGUCAUUCUACUUCAUAAGUGGAGUAUCCGGGCACUGUGAAAAGGGACAAAAGAUGAUCGUAAAGGUCAUUUCGCCUGAGGACUCUAUUCCAAGUGACCACAAAUCUUCUACAGUCCCAGGUCCUGGCGUUUCAAAACAAGCCAUUGUUCUUCACCUUGUUUACGUUUAUGUUGCUUCUUAUCUCUUCUAGUCCAUCAAGCUUCCUGUGUUUGUGAAUUGUGAAUUUCCUUUUUCUUGUUAUCCCGAAGUUUUUCUGUUUAGUAUUAGUUGUUUUGGGCGUAUAUUUUUGUUUUUGGGUUUUUUAAUAUUUGGUAAUGUUAUUUGGUUGAUAACCAUGCGAAAAGUUCAGAUUUUCAGAUGCUAUUUGUGUUGAUAUUGUCUUUGUUUGAGGGACCUUUUUGGA